AUGGCGCGGCUGGGCUGUCGCUUCGUUUCGCGCUUCGGCCUCGCCAGCCUUCCUGUGCCGGCCGCUUCCCUGUCCCGGACUCUUCGGCCGCCCGAGCCUCCGCCCUGGCCGGCGCUGAGACCCCCCGUGUGCCAGUUCUCUGCCAAGGCAAACUCCAAAGCUGCUAUUUCUGCCCUCGUCUCGAAAGCCAAAUACAUAAAUGAGAAAUAUGAAAGGUAUUUGGAAAGGACAUUUCCACGUUUCUACCUGCUAUAUUCAACCUUUCUCAAAGGGAUUCGGGUAUUCUACGCAGAGGUAAAAGAAAUAAGAAGAAUAAAGACCAACAUGUCACAUAAAAAUAUCCAGUUUUAUCAGCUUCCAUACAGGGAGAUGGAGAGACUAAGACAGUUCCGCAGAGAUCUGAUCAAGGCCAUUCCCAUUGGGAUUCUCGCGCUUCCACCCUUUGCUAACUACUUGGUUCUUUUGCUCAUGUAUCUGUUCCCAAGACAACUCCUGAUACGCCACUUUUGGACUCCUAAGCAGCAAGUUGAGUUUCUGGAGGCAUUUCACAGUACAAGGAAGGAGGCUUAUUCCGAAGUGGUCGAUGAUCUAAUGCGCCUGUCUCAUUUCCUAGCCGACCCAGCACUUCGAAAACGGAUGUUGCAUCUCUGCAGAAAGGUGCAAGAAGGAUCCCAUCCAGAUGUAACAGAACUUAAAGCCGUGAGGACAUUAUUUGAGGGGCAUCCCUUCGGCAUCCAAACGCUCAAUGUUCAGCAAGUGAAAGUUCUAAGUCGCAUUCUGUUCCUGACGCCUCGCUUGCCACCUUCCAUCCUAAGAUAUCGCCUGCGGACCCAUCUCUUAGAACUGCACCACCUGGACCGAGCCAUGCUGAAACUGGGAGUGAGGGAGCUAUCAGAUGAGGAAGCACAAGCGGCUUGUUAUACACGGGGCUUGAAUUCUGUCCGUUUCAGCCCACUACACUGCAGGUUGUGGCUGGACCAGUGGCUGGAGCUCUCUUGCUCACUGAAAGACACUGAAGCAUCGCUCUUGGCCCAUGGCAUGGUCUUACUUUCCACCAACUACCUCUCUCCUUCCAAGGGCUGACCAAUGCGCAGUUCUCUCUAGGACACUUCUGAAGAGAUGCUGUGACAGUGACUCUUGGGCUACGGG
This is a messenger RNA of Euleptes europaea (tarantolino), 1149 nucleotides long. RefSeq names its product LETM1 domain containing 1 (gene LETMD1). Gene Ontology annotation, cellular component: mitochondrial inner membrane. The coding region runs from base 1 to 1083 and encodes 360 amino acids. Gene Ontology annotation, molecular function: ribosome binding. The record is from RefSeq and is a predicted model, not a curated record. Gene Ontology annotation, biological process: intracellular monoatomic cation homeostasis. The transcript is spliced from 9 exons. NCBI's taxonomy places the organism in Eukaryota, Metazoa, Chordata, Lepidosauria, Squamata, Sphaerodactylidae.